Messenger RNA from Vigna angularis (adzuki bean), 1857 nucleotides. RefSeq names its product cytochrome P450 CYP736A12. The transcript has 2 exons. Bases 221 to 1750 code for a protein of 509 amino acids. Lineage: Eukaryota; Viridiplantae; Streptophyta; Magnoliopsida; Fabales; Fabaceae. The record is from RefSeq and is a predicted model, not a curated record. Gene Ontology annotation, molecular function: monooxygenase activity; iron ion binding; oxidoreductase activity, acting on paired donors, with incorporation or reduction of molecular oxygen.
UGACUUUUGCUCGUGAAAGGAAAUUGUUCCCACGCCUACUCCCACGCCUAAACUAGGCGUGUAACUUUAAAUGUAGGGAGUUUGUUUCUUUUUGAAAAAACUAUCUAUACUUUCCUCUUUUUUGAUAAUUAAGAAUCCUACUUCACUAUAAUAUAUAGAUACCGUAUUCGUGAAUGAAUAUACAAAAACCUAGUUGAUUUUCCAUCAAACAAGCCUUAAAAUGUUACUUGAAACAUUGGCCGUUCCUGCAACACUCCUUGUGGUAUUCAUUUUGGUUCUAUCCUUUGCCUUGUUCCAUCCAAACCACCUUAAAGAUGAUAGAAAACAUCCACCGGGUCCCAAACCCUUGCCAUUUAUCGGUAACCUUCACAUGCUAGGAAAACUCCCACAUCGAACCCUUCAAGCUCUUGCCAAAAAACAUGGUCCCAUAAUGUCCAUCAAGUUAGGACAGAUCCCAGCCAUUGUGGUUUCCUCACCUGAAACUGCUGAACUAUUCCUCAAGACACAUGAUAUUGUCUUUGCCAGCAGACCCAAAACUCAAGCAUCAGAAUACCUAUCUUAUGGAAGCAAGGGCAUGGUGUUUUCUGAGUAUGGAUCCUAUUAUCGCCACGUGAGAAAGCUGUGCGCCACACAGCUUCUAAGUGCAUCAAAGGUUGAGAUGUUUCGUCCUUUGAGGAGGGAGGAGUUACGAGUGUUUGUGAAAUUGCUUGAAAAAGUAGCAGCUUCAGGUGAUGUUGUGAAUUUGAGUCAGCAGAUUGGGGAGCUUAUGUCCAAUAUUGUCUGUAAAAUGAUACUUGGCCGUACCAAAGAUGAUAGAUUCGACCUAAAAGGACUUACUCAUGACGUUCUGUAUUUGACUGGAGUGUUUAAUGUAGCAGAUUAUUUACCUUGGGCUGCCAUCUUUGAUCUCCAGGGAUUGAAAAGAAAACUUAAGAAAGUCAAUAAGGCAUUUGAUCAAGUGUUUGAGCAAAUUAUCGAAGAUCAUGAACAUCCUACGGAUAGAGACAAGAAAAGUCUAUAUUCUGAUGAUUUUGUUGACAUACUUGUAUCACACGUGCACCAAGCCAUGGAUGAGCAGGAACAGGAUCACUUCAUUGACAGAACUAAUGUGAAGGCUAUCAUAUUGGAUUUGAUUGCAGGAGCGUUUGAAACAUCAGGUGUGGCCCUUGAGUGGGCCAUAUCAGAACUCUUAAGGCACGCAAAGGACAUGAAGAAACUUCAAGAAGAGUUAACUGAUGUAGUUGGAAUGGACAGGUUUGUGGAAGAGUAUGACUUAUCAAAGCUACCUUUUCUGAAUAUGGUAGUGAAAGAGACUCUGAGGCUAUAUCCUCCUGGACCCUUGCUAGUGCCUCGUGAGUCCUCACAAGACAUUUCUAUUGACGGCUAUCAUAUAAAGAAGAAGACAAGAAUUUUAAUCAACGCAUGGGCCAUAGGACGAGAUCCUAAUGUGUGGUCGGAAAAUGCUGAUAUGUUUUAUCCUGAGAGAUUUGUCGACAGUAACAUAGACAUCAGAGGACAUGACUUUCGGCUUUUACCAUUUGGUUCUGGUCGCAGAGGAUGUCCUGGGAUACAAAUGGGUCUGACCACAUUUGGCUUUGCUUUGGCUCAGUUAGUCCAUUGCUUCAACUGGGAGCUUCCAACUGGAAUUUCUUCUGAUGAUUUGGAUAUGACUGAAACAUUUGGCCUUUCAAUACCAAGAAGUAAGCAUUUACUGGCUAUACCAACUUAUCGCCUAGCUAUUAAACCUUAGCCAAACGUUUGUUUAAGAAACUUGAUUUUAUCAGAGCAGAAGAGACAGCACCAAAAGUUUAGCAGAAAAUUAUGUGGCGAGGUUUUUGAGUAACGAGGUUAUUUGUG